Molecule: messenger RNA, 1197 nt
Organism: Pogoniulus pusillus (Red-fronted tinkerbird)
Lineage: Eukaryota; Metazoa; Chordata; Aves; Piciformes; Lybiidae
Product: nucleolar and coiled-body phosphoprotein 1-like
Exons: 4
Coding region: 1-1197 (398 amino acids)
Source: RefSeq, a predicted model, not a curated record
AUGGACCCCAUCUAUAUCCUCUUGCAAAUUCUCUUGGUCUCCCUCACUAUGAACGCCUUGAACUGGUGGAGAAGGAAGCUGAGGUGUAAGAGGAAGGAGGAGAAAGCUGCAGCCAAAGCUCAGCGAAAGGCUGAGCAAGAAUUAAAGCAGCAAAAGGACUCAGCAGGAGGUGAGGAGCAGAGAGCUUCUGAGCAGGUGGCUGAACAAGAGCAGGAGCCAAGGCCGACCCCAGAGGUGCAAGGGGCACAAGAGGAGGCAGCACGGAGGGACCCCAGGGCCACAGAAGAGCUGCAGAAGCAGCAGCAGAAGGAGUGGUGGGCCCCAGAGAACAAGGCCAUCAUGCCUAAGAUGACACCAGGGGAGAUGCUGGAGGACAUGCCACGCUUGGAGCACAGGAGCUCCUCCAGCAGCUGCUCUAGGGCGAAGCAGAUAAAGAACAAGGCAGGGAAGAAGAUAGUGGAGUGGUGGGCUCCAGGGAACGAGGCCAUCAUGGCCAAGAUGAGUGUCCGGGAGAUGCUGGAGAACAUGCCUGCCUUGGACCCCUGGAGCUCCAGCAGCGACUCUGAGGAGCCUGAGCUAAAGAACCAGGCAGGGAAGAAGAUAGUGAAGUGGUGGGCCCCAGGGAACGAGGCCAUCGUGGCCCAGAUGACAACACGGGAGAUGCUGGAGGACGUGCCUGCCUUCGAACCCUGGAGCUCCAGCAGCUCCUCCUCUGAGGAGGAGGCAGCCAGGAACAGGGUAGCAACGAGGAGGAGCCAGGAGCCCAGGACCAUGCCGCGGGUCUCCGCUGCCAAGUCCCCUCAGAGCUCUGCAUCUCCCUCGGGCUCCAAUGUCCAACAGCCUCUCCAGCCUUCGGAGCAACAGAAGGAGCCUGGCAAAGAGCCGAGCCCAGGCGAGGUCCAAGUCCCAGAGCCUGGCACGGAGCAGAGCCAGGAGAGUAGCCAGCAGCCCCAGCAGCCGCAGCAGCCUACGCCUGCAGCCGCCCGGGCGAGUGACGCCGGGGCACAGAGCAGCGCAGAGGAGCCCAGCAGUGCAGGGAGGAAGCCGAGCACGCAGCAAGCUGGGCUCUGGAGCCGCCUGAAGAGCUGCUGCAUUCGCUGCUGGCUCUGCAGAUGCUGCCCCUGGUUGCAGCGCUGCUGCCCCUGCUUGCAGCGCCGCUGCCCCUGUUUGCAGCGGAAGAAGCAGGAGGUCCCCUAG